AUGCAGCACAUGCGUGGAGGCCUCAUCGUCUUCCGGGAGGGUGUUGGCAAUCCCCUCAUCGGACGUAUCCGCACCAACUUCACCGAGAUUGACAGGGCCGGUGGACGAAAUCGUGGUCACAAAUUGGAGGAAUUUAUACGUUGGUGGCAACGGCUGAAGCCCUGGAAGGAGGAGUGGGCUGCCUUAAAACGACGUCUAAGACGUCAUAAUGCUGGUUUUGAUGUGAGUUGCAUGUCUCCGUCUGUAGUGUUGAGCGUAAAACUGUAG
Messenger RNA from Dibothriocephalus latus, 267 nucleotides. The record is from the annotation of a GenBank genome assembly. NCBI's taxonomy places the organism in Eukaryota, Metazoa, Platyhelminthes, Cestoda, Diphyllobothriidea, Diphyllobothriidae.